CUUGAUCUAUACUAUCGACGGCUGAUGUAGUAUGGUAAUAUUGGGUUUCCUGUGGAUACUCUCCAACAAGACUGGGUUCCACAGUAAUAUUCAAGAUGGCGGACGAAGGAGGGUUUCAGCUGGUACCUCGAAGAAAGCAAAGAAAAAGAGGAAAUACCAAGAAAAGUAAGAUAGAAGAGACUGUGAAGAACGCUGGAAGUGACAACGAUUUGGAAGAUUGCAACAUAGAUAGAAUUAUAACCCAAAUAGAAACAUUUCGUGAUGAAAUCAAAGAAAGUGACUUUUUUUUAAGCCUGAAAGAUCUAUUUAUACCUACAAAAAGUGAAGAAAUAAAAGAUAAUAAUAGUGAAUCUUCUGAGCGAGAAUCAUUAAAAGAUAAAGAGAAACCGAAUCCUUUAUUGCCUCAUUUUGAUGAUAUCAUCUGUUAUGGCGUUGGCUGUAUACGCACAUGCCCUAAUGCUAAGUAUCAGUUUGCUCUCUUGUUAUUGUUAAAGAUGUUUUUAAUGAUUCCCAAUGAACAAUGCUGUGUAUAUGAACCACUCUUUAAUGAACAUGAUAAAAAUAUAGUAAAGCACUUUGAGUGUUCUAUAAUAAGUCACAAUGAG
Messenger RNA from Actinia tenebrosa (Australian red waratah sea anemone), 605 nucleotides. Its product is annotated as SRR1-like protein. Lineage: Eukaryota; Metazoa; Cnidaria; Anthozoa; Actiniaria; Actiniidae. Gene Ontology annotation, cellular component: nucleus; cytoplasm. The record is from RefSeq and is a predicted model, not a curated record.